Molecule: messenger RNA, 667 nt
Organism: Brassica napus (rape)
Lineage: Eukaryota; Viridiplantae; Streptophyta; Magnoliopsida; Brassicales; Brassicaceae
Product: succinate dehydrogenase subunit 7A, mitochondrial
Exons: 4
Coding region: 145-423 (92 amino acids)
Source: RefSeq, a predicted model, not a curated record
UUUAGGUUUGGGACAAAGAGCGAAACACUAAAACUUACCAAGUACAAUUUAUCACCCCCACCACAUUACUCCUCCUUCCUGCGUCCCCAUCAAUCGUUCGUCUUACUCUUAUACUAUAAAGAGUCUUAUUGAAAGCCUUGCUAGAUGGCGUUUUUGCUAAAUAACACCUCGAUUGCAUCUCACCUCCGAUUAUCUUCCCAGAAGCCGGAUGGUGCCUUUGCUCAAUCCCGUCGUGGGUUCCAUGUGGAGUUAGGAACUCGCGAGAAAGAUCUCUUGGCUCAGAAUGAUGCUUUGAGGAGAUUCAAGUCGCAUAAGAAAGGAGUAGGCCAUUUGAAAAGGGUUGGAGAUGUCCUCACUCUUGUCGUUCUUGCUGGUUGCUGCUAUGAGAUCUAUGCGAGAGCAACGGUGCAAAAGGAAGAUUAAGCUGCUGGAGUAAGCUCAUGAGAAUCUCUCUCUCUCUUUAUGCUUUUCAUCAUCCUUCUUCCUUUUUUAGUAAAAUCUUAGAAGUUCAUGUUGUUUGUUGGCUUUUGCUCAACUCUCUCUCUCUCUCAAUAAGUGAAUAAACCAGAAGGAUUUGGUGUUUUGUUUCCUUGUAUUUUUUGCUUUUUUUUCGAGAAACCCAAAUCGCUAUAGAUGGAAUAACACAACGAUGAUUUGAGAAACCCAA